Messenger RNA from Closterium sp. NIES-67, 2140 nucleotides. NCBI's taxonomy places the organism in Eukaryota, Viridiplantae, Streptophyta, Zygnematophyceae, Desmidiales, Closteriaceae. The record is from the annotation of a GenBank genome assembly.
UUAUUGAUAACAUUUAUGCUUGGCAUUUCCUGUUCAGUAGAAGGUUGUUCUGUCACGGCAGCCCCAAGGUGCUGGUCAGCAGCACGGUGGGUGACGGUGCUCGAUGCUAUCAUCAUUGCUAGCAACCUGAUUCCACAGGCACAAGCAAGCCCUGAGAUUGGUCGAUAGUCGCUAUAACGAAAAUGUCAGGUAUUACCCAGAGUCCGUCAAAACUGCGUGUGGCAUUUCCAUUGAUCGUAGUGGUAAUUUUUCUCGCUGGCGGAAGAACUACCUUAGCGGAGCACAGCGGAUGGAGCUUCGGUGGUGCUGGGCUCGAGCAUGCUAUGUCACUGUAUCGAAGUUGGGAGAAGGCCUACGGCCUAGAAGCCAACUCCGUUUCUCCUCCGGAAAAGUUUCAGCUGCCUGCGAACCUUCCGCCAGCUCCGCACCUGCAGGACUGCUCCGCGCGCACAGCCUUCCGCCUCUCCGUGGAGCAGAGGGGACCUGAUGGUUCUGCUCCUGACUGGACCCGACCGUCCAACUGCUGCAGCUGCAACCCACAGCCGCCUUGGGUCCGUGGGGACGAUCUGGCCAACCUCGCGCUGACACGUGUCGCGCAGAGGGACAUCUGGGAGAGCCAGUUUCCUGCCACGUGCAAGGGCAGGCGAAUCCUGCUGGCAGAGUGGGUAGAGGGGCCGAUAGAAGGUCCAACUCAAGCAGCAGCAACAGCAUCAGGGGAUUCUGGUUCCCUGGGCAUGGGGACACAGAUUCACAUCAUGUCUGCCUUUCUGAGCAUUGCUGUGAGGCAUAACCGCACUCUGGUGGUGGUGCCGGGGAGUUACUCAAGAGCCAACAACUCGGCUUGCCAAGCCACAGGAAAGAUGGGUUCCUGGGAAUGCUAUUUCUUUCCGAUUUCCUCCCAAGAGUGUGUGGACGAGGCUGUAGCAGCUGUAGCAGCCAACCAGGCCACGUCAGCAAACGGGCCUGACAUGGAGGCUCGGCUGGCCUCACCGGACCUGGUGGUCAGGUUCGCCGACGCAAGGCACUUUGAAGACAUUGACGGGGCCAAGCGGUGGGGCACACCGUGGAGGGAUCGGCCAUCCACAGUGGAGCUGCAGGGGGUGUUGGACGAGGCGGAUGAGAGAACCAUGCAGCAUCGGUGGUGGCAUGCCCAGUCAGCACGCUUCCUCCUCCGUUGGCCAUCCGCACACCUGUGCCACGUCAUCAACCGCAUCCGCCACGUCAGCUAUGGUUUGCGAGUGGCCGUCCACGUGUCUGACAUCAGCACGCAAGAAUCUGGCAUCAUCCAAUCCCUCGAGAAGGGCACCAGCAAAUCCGGGCAGGGCAUCCCGAAUUUUAACAUGACCGAGGAAGCAGUUUUUCUCAGGGGAAUCAAAUUCACUCCGCCGAACCUGGAAACAGACGUCUGGACCGGGGAAGGCUUUGCGGGGUGUUUGGUCCGGGACACCGACGGUGAAAAGCCCGCCACUGUAGACAAAACCUAUAAAGGCGUCGGCGGGGAGGUGUUUGUGUUCCGGCCAAUCGUGAGCAUACACGUGGCGCAUGGAGAUGCUGUGAUGGGUGGAGGGGGAUCUGAGGGGGGUGGUUCUUUGGGAGGCGGAGGGGGGUUUCAAGGGUCUCGGGUAAAGCUGAGGUCUCUGGGAGCAUACAUGUACUUUGCGUAUCAGCUGCAGCUGCAUGUUCCGACCAUCAACCAUGCUUGGUUAAGCACAGACGCACAGUCUACUUUAGAGGAGACUAAGCAACUGCGCGAUUGGAGCUUCCUAUAUUCUGAGCACUCAUCGCAGCAGCAGCCGGCAGAGGCUGGUGUGGCAGCUGAAAACGGGGAUGGAAAAUCCGGCGACCAGCAAGCAAGCGGGCAGAUGGUUGCCGUGAAAUUUGCUAAUUUGCUCAUUGCAGCCGAAUGUGACCACUUCGUAGGGAUGCUCAGUUCUAAUUGGAACAGGCUUAUUGAUGGGUUGCGUAGCACAAAUGGACGGCUUUUCUCAGGCUACAUGGCUCUAAGUGUAUGAGGGGGACUAGUAUGUAGAGUUGUCUAUCUUCUAUCGGAUUUCUAGCAACAACGGGCUAAGUGGAAAGGGCUAGGAGUCUUUGAUGCAUAUGCGCCUGUUUUUAUGCCUGUGGGAGUGAGGUCGCUAAG